Messenger RNA from Amaranthus tricolor (Joseph's coat), 2084 nucleotides. Its product is annotated as D-xylose-proton symporter-like 2. Gene Ontology annotation, molecular function: fructose transmembrane transporter activity. Gene Ontology annotation, cellular component: membrane. Gene Ontology annotation, biological process: transmembrane transport. Bases 208 to 1749 code for a protein of 513 amino acids. The record is from RefSeq and is a predicted model, not a curated record. The transcript is spliced from 15 exons. Lineage: Eukaryota; Viridiplantae; Streptophyta; Magnoliopsida; Caryophyllales; Amaranthaceae.
UAAACUCCUAAUACUAUUAGUCUAGAAUAAUCAUUUCCAUUUCUAUUUCCCUCCAAUAUCAUCAAAUUCUCUCUCUCGAUCGACUUUUCUAAUCUUCAACAAUGACGUCUUCCACCAUGGAUCACAAUCGACCUAUACUAUCUUCUCUCGGAAAUGCUUCAGGUGAAUUUGAUGUUGAGACAUCAACAACAGAGCAGCCGCUUUUAGAUGGAACUCAUCCUACUGAGAAUUACUCUAUUCUUUCUUGCGUUUUACCGAAAAGUCAAAGAAAAGGGUACCUUUUGGGGAGGUUAUGGUGGUUAUACGAUGGUUGGUGUAAACCAUGGAGUUUCUGCAAAACACCAAGAACCUCGGGGUGGCCCCCCGGCGGUGCCUCCGACGACGAAUUUUUUAUUUCCAGCUCUUGGAGGACUACUUUUUGGUUAUGAUAUUGGCGCUACUUCAUCUGCCUCAGUUUCACUUCAGUCACCAACUCUUAGUGGAACAACAUGGUAUGACUUGACUCCUGUUGAAGUUGGCCUUAUAAGCAGUGGCUCAUUGUAUGGAGCUCUAAUCGGAUCUGUCUUGGCCUUUAAUGUUGCUGAUUUCCUUGGGAGGAGGAAAGAGUUGAUUGCAGCUAGCAUAAUCUAUCUUGUCGGGGCUCUAAUUACAGCAACAGGAUCCAACUUCGUGAUCAUGAUGAUUGGACGCUUUAUAUAUGGCAUUGGGAUUGGACUGGCGAUGCAUGCUGCACCAAUGUACAUUUCUGAGACUGCUCCUUCUGAUGUAAGAGGACGAUUAAUCUCUCUGAAAGAGUUUUUCAUAAUUAUCGGCAUGGUUAUUGGUUAUGCUAUUGGAAGCCUCUUAGUGGAUGUUAUCGCUGGUUGGCGCUAUAUGUAUGGCUUGAGUUCACCCAUAUCAGUUCUUAUGGCAAUUGGGAUGUGGUGGCUUCCAGAUUCCCCUAGAUGGCUACUUUUGUGUGCUAUACAAAAAAAGGGAGACGAGCAAGAAUUAAGGGAGAAUUCCAUUUUUUGCAUGUGCCGCCUUAGAGGCCAAUCUUUCCGUGAUACGGCUGCCCAGCAAGUUGAUGAGAUCAUAGCUGAACUCUCUCUUACUGGUGAAUUGAAUGAUGUGUCUACAAUUGAAAUGUUUAGAGGCAAAUACUUGAAAGCUUUGUAUAUCGGUUGCGGUUUAGUUUUAUUUCAGCAAAUUACAGGUCAACCAAGUGUGUUGUAUUAUGCUGCCUCAAUCUUGCAGAGUGCAGGUUUUUCUGCAGCAUCUGAUGCAACGAGGGUCUCAAUUCUUCUUGGCUUUUUUAAGCUGAUUAUGACUGGAAUUGCUGUUUCGAUUGUUGAUCAGCUUGGAAGAAGACCUUUAUUACUUGGCGGUGUAUCUGGGAUGGUAUUGUCCUUAUCGUUUCUUGGAGCUUAUUACACUUUCCUAGGUGAUGCACCGGCUUUAGCUGUUGUUGGUUUACUCCUGUAUGUUGGUUGUUAUCAGUUAUCAUUUGGUCCGAUUAGUUGGCUGAUGAUUUCAGAAAUUCUCCCUUUGCGAGUGAGAGGAAGAGGAUCAAGUUUAGCUAUGUUAGUGAAUUUUGGGGCAAAUGCCCUUGUUACUUUUGCUUUUUCUCCAUUACAGGAUCUCCUUGGAGCGGGAGAUGUGUUCUUAAUGUUCGGUGUAAUAACCUUCCUGUCUCUUAUAUUCAUAUACUUUAUAGUACCCGAGACCAAAGGGCUGACUCUUGAAGAAAUUGAGGCCAAGAUACUGUAAAUUCUCACUCAACAACCAACUUAACCAUUCUUAUAGGGUCCAUAAGUGUUGGAUAGCAAUAUAGUUGAGAUGAAGCUCACACAACUUGAUCGGGCAGCUCAAGAUUCUUGAAACUUGUUCAGGAAAGCCCACAUAGAAGUACCAAAGCCAUCCUCGCUCACCUUCUACAGCAUGAUCUCGUUUACGCGUAAAACGUAAGAGGAGGAUUAAUUCGUCAAACAAUGCACUGAACGGGAAUGUAAAAUCGAAAAUGACAUUAGAUUGUUUGUUUGGAUACUUCCCCAAAAUUAACAAACCUGCAGCUAAUAUAUAGCAAUUAAAAUUUUCUUUUUUUA